Eurytemora carolleeae is the source of this 2966-nucleotide messenger RNA. Its product is annotated as eukaryotic translation initiation factor 5B. NCBI's taxonomy places the organism in Eukaryota, Metazoa, Arthropoda, Copepoda, Calanoida, Temoridae. The transcript is spliced from 22 exons. The record is from RefSeq and is a predicted model, not a curated record. Bases 105 to 2906 code for a protein of 933 amino acids.
UCAGUAAGGAGAUGGGCAUAGGUUCAGAUAUAUCUUCUACUCAUCCAUCUUAGCUCCCUUAACCCUCCCAUCUAGGGAGCAGGGAGCCCCCAUGCUAAGAAACAAUGUCGUGGUUAACAGAAAUGUUUUUAACAUUAAUCAGCUUUUAUUCCGGGAUAGCCAGGCUAACCUUUCUCCUUCCCUUCACAGUAUAUAGAGCAUGGAAACUUUCUAUGGAAUAUCCACCUUUCCUAAUAGAGGAUGAGGUUUAUGCAGACGAAGACGACUAUAAUUAUAGAGACGAGGAUCCUGAAUCUAAAUUAGCUCUCAGUGAUCUUGGAGCAGACUCGUCUUUUGAGAUAGAUUAUGGGUUCAGUAACUUCACGGUGCCCCAGGGAGGAGGCUUCUUUUCAGGACUAAAACAUGAAAAUGAAACUUCGAGAGGAAAAUAUGGUUUUCAAAAAUCCCAAAGUAAAUCUCCUCUUCCUUCGGGCUGGGGGUGGGGUCAAGGAGAUGAUCAAGAUAGACUAGACACCGCUGAAGAAGAAUUAGCUGAAGCAGAACGGCUCUACCGUCAAGAACGAUCAAGAUCGAAAACUCCAGAUGUCGAUCUGAGACGUAGGUCUAAAAGUCCUAGAGCAAGCCUCCCAAGGCAGGAUGAAAAUGAGGAGAGGGAACCGAGAUCUAUUUGGGAUUGGGGUUGGGGUUGGGCUAGGUUAGAUGAGAAUAUGGUGAACGAAGAAAGUAGAGAAGCUAGAAUAUCGCAGCAGGAGCAAGAUAGAUAUAAACAUGCAUCCAUUCUUCAAACAAAUAAAUCCAAAAAGAGGAAGAAGAAGAAGAAGAAACCGGAAGAUUCUGGAAGAUUUGACUGGAGUUGGAACUGGUUAAAUCCAGAUUCUCCUCCAGAGGAAGAAAGUAGCUCCGGAGUAACAGAGGAGGAAGGAAAACAAGUUUCUUUCGAGAAGGAUAGAAGAGUCGACUCCGGGUAUCCCGGUAGACGAAAAGAUGAAGAUUUUUCUGGAGGAAGAAGAAGUCCAACCCUGAAGUCCGCCAAGGUUAAGGAGAGUACAGAGAAGAAGAGGAUGGAAAGGAAGAUUGCCAAUGAAGAAAUAAAAAUUGAGGACUGUAACCUUCAAGAUGAACAAGAAAACCGAUUAAAGAUUGGCUCUCUCAUUGCUCAAUGGAAUCAUCAUGUCGAGGAGAAAGAGGCGAAAAAACUCACAUUUAAAGUUGCCAAAAAAUUAAGUCCUAAAAUCUCCCGAAAGUUUAGCCCUCGAAGCUCCUUGAGUCGGACUGAAAGGGCAGGCACGAGUCCAAUGGAAAAUUUUGGGGAAUCUGAUGAUAUUGCUAUAUCUACUCCUAUAUCUUCAAGAUCUCCUGAGGUACCCCAAGACAUUCAAUCAUCUCCCCCUGCACCCUUCAAUCUAAGGGCUAGAUCUAUAGGGCGGAGUCCAGAUGCUCCACCCCCUCCUCCUCCAGACCAGCCUAGACCAUCCAGAAUACCUGUUCUUGUAUCCUACGCAACAAACCGGAUAUCUCAAACACCUGUUUUCAACUCAACAGCCAGGAUAUCUGAAACACCUGUAUCCAGCCCUGCAUCUAGAAUACCAGUACCCGUAUCAAAUAAGGGUUUCUUGGGCCUUGACUGUUCUGAAUAUGAAGGUCCACCAAAAGUUUCCAAGUUGAAAGAGAAGUUUGAACAAUCCCCCUUUCUCAAGGAAAUUCCCACCGAGCCAAUCAAAUCUGUUGAGUACACAACUGAGCUUGGAAAAAAGGUUUUGGAGAGAAAAGUAGCCAUUGACACAUUUGCUUCCAUUGUUGAUGUGCAGCAGACCUGGAUUAAAGAUUCAAACAAGAAACUUGAUCAGAUUGAAAAAUCUGUAGGACAGUUGGCCACCAUUGUUCUUCAUCAAAACGGGAAAAGUAGCUUUGAUCUCGCCAAAGAAGCUGUUGAAGGAGGGGUUAAAAGCCAACCUGACAGUGAUGAUGAAGAAGUACCCAAGAAAACAUCGGAGAACCAGGAUGAUGAACAAACAGAUCAUGAAACUGAAAACCAGUUAGAUGCUAAAGAGGUGGAUUCUGCUGAGGAAGCAGAAGAAGAAAAGGAAGAAGAAAAGGAAGAAAUAGAAGAAUUGGAAGUAGAAGAAAAGGAAGAAGAAAAUGAGAAAGAUGUAUCUAUGGAAGAUGUCGCUGAGUUUGCAACUGAUGUUGAUCCAGCGGUUGAAGUACUAAAAAUGGCUCCGGCUGAAAUUAUUUUAGAAGAUAGUUCUGAGAAUAAUGAUAAUAAAGAAACAGAACUGAAAAAAGAGACAAAUAAGGAUCCCGAAGACGCAAUUGAAAAGGUUGAAACUGACGAAGUUAAAGUUUUGGAUAUUUUGGUUGUUCAAGAACCAUCAGUGGAGGAAUUCAUUAAUAAAGAAAAGAAAGCUGAAAAAAAAAUUGGAAGUCUUUCAAAAAUAAAAUCAAGAAUAUUUCCGAAGAAAGAGAUUUCUCUUCUUCAAAAGAACCUGAGUGUUAGCUUAGAGUCUUUGGACGUUGAUGAACCACAGUCACAAAUCUACAGAACAGUCUCAAAAGUAUCGUUAACUUCGGAAGGGAUUAAGGGAUUUAAGGCGGCUUCUUAUGAUUCUUCUUCUUUAUACAAACCAACAAUUUCAAGGUCUGAAUUGGUUUUAAAAGUUGAGAAGGAAAAGGAACAGUGCGAUUGUCACGGGGGAGAAAAGAGCAAAUAUGAGAGACGAUCAAGGGAUGAUACUGGAACAUGUGACACAACACGAGAUUCAACACGAGGCGUGGAUGGGUGCUGCCAGCAAAUUAAAGGGUUGAAGAAAGUAAUGGGACCUAGAAAUCUACUGCCGAAUGGAGAAGAUGCAUUCGGAGAUAAGGAUGUCGUUGUUAAAUAUUUUUGUAAAACCUAUGAAGUGUGAUAUAUAUUGUAAAUAGAACUAGAGACAUGGCAGAUUAUCAAAAUAAACGAUUGCAAGAGA